GCUAGACUCAACUCAGUUUAAUCCAGAUCGCCAGGAACGCCUUACCUCAUGCGUAGAAAAGGACCAUAAUUGAUGAUGCGCUGGAGUAGUCCUGAUCUUGCUGAUGUAUUAAACGCGUUCACUAUUGUUCUAGGACUCCAGGUUCACAUGAAGAUGUCGAUGUCCUAGUACGUAGAAGUGCCAAUUUUUGCGUUCCCUUGCAGUUGCAUGCUUACCAAGCACGGUCACGGUGGGUCACACCGUUGAUGCGUUGCUGAAAUUUGCAACUCAACAAUUUACAAGGAUAAGGAAGCAACGGCUGCGCCUUUGCCUACGGCAACACGACACUUACUACAGGUAACCCACCUUCCACAGUAAGCAACAGCAAGCAGACGAGCAGAGAAAAUGGCAGUGAUUCUCGGAACGGCUUUCAGGAGUUCGAUCUGGUGUGAAGGGCGCUCCACCACUCCGAAGACGAGGCAGAAUAGAGUCUGUGCAUUAUGAGCAAUGUUCUUGCGUGAUUUCAUUCAACAUAUUAGCUGAUGUGGGAUGAUUGAGAAUUCAUCGAAUCACACGCGCAGGCGCACCCAUACGGAUGAUCAUGAUGGAAACCUCUAACACUCCUCGCCCUCAGCUCAAGCUGAACGACUUUGCUUACAACUGAGUACACUUUAACUUCAUUCAGAUUCAGGCUUCUUUUCCUUUUUCUAAUCCUAGCCGUACUCCUCCUUCUCGGAACAUCAUCAACAUGGUUCGCAGAAGCAAUGGUCAUGUCUCGGACACAGUUUCCGGACAGGGCUCUGAAAACGGUAACGGAAAGUCGAGUGAAGAGGAAGAUGUGUGGAAAACACGCAUGUUGGGUUAACAAAGACCAGUUCAAGCUAGAGCACGAGUCGAGGGAACAAGAGGUGAAAAACUGGCUAGCAAGAGGAUUGGAGGGCUGGUUCCUCAAUCGUUAAGGGCAUCGCGAUAAUCAUGAUGCGCUCUUCCAUAUUUCUUACAAGACGAGUAGUAUUCAAGGCUAGACCUUUUUGUUUUUCCUUGCCCUCACUCUUAGUCUCUUGAUAAUAGAAAUAGAUCAUUCUCUGAGGACCUCAAGAAUGAACACAUAAGCGCGCUGUACUUCUAAAAUAGAACGUGGAACGAAGACGACGCCUUCCGAAUGUGUCAAGAUUCGUAUGAAGAGUACCAAGACGUGGUAGCACUAGACGAAGACCUGUACCGCGAAAAGUACGCUACGCUGGAGUCCCUCACACGGAAAGCAUCGCAGAAGGAGAUUCUUCGUUAUGAAGGUAGUCAUGAUAGUCCUCUCACUAGACAUAAUAUUGCUUGAAAUUCUAAGAUCUACAUGCUCAUGAUGGAAAUAGGACUACCUCUACUUGGUCAAUGACGAAGAUUGCUGGUUUAGUACACGGCCAACAUGAAGAAAGCUGUAGCUAUAGUUUUUGAUUUGAGAACCCCGUAAAAGCAGGGCAAAGGUAAGAGGUUCCUACACCAGAUCCAUUUUCUAGAAGAUCUAGGUCUAGAAGAUCUAGGUGCUUACUACGACUGAAAAUGUACUAACAAACUACUUAGAAAUUUAGGAGGUACUUACUACUAACAGGCUAAGUUCUAAUUUGUGGAGCAUGGCGUGAAUCAGAUGCGCUUUGAGAGGCCUCCGCAAUCAGACGGGUUCGAUGCUACGGUCUUCAAAGCACGCGCAGAAUACUACAAUCAAGACAAAGGCAACGGAACUUCUGCUCUCGACCAGCAGCAAAGCAGCGAUACUUUCUUCUCAGCCCAGAACGAGACAACGCAGUUCAUCGCUCUAUUGGAGAACAUCACUCAUCCCGACACCCUUCGAAACUAUCUUAAGGCUGAUCAUGAUGAUUCCAAUUCAUCCUCACUGACUGAUGUUCAUCGUUCUUAACACUACAUGAUUAAGUAGAUAGAUGACCCAGCACCAUCUUUCAACAGCAUCUUUGAAAGAAACUACACGAUUAAGAAUAGAUGAGAGAGCAUGUUGUACAAAAGGAUCCUAGGAUGUCUAGAAGUUCUUCAUGACACCCUUCGAAACUAUCUUAAGGCUGAUCAUGAUGAUUCCAAUUCAUCCUCACUGACUGAUGUUCAUCGUUCUUAACAGUUCAUUCUUAACAUAAUGAUCAUGAUGUUCAUCUUCAUUCUUAACAUAGUAACAGUAGAAUUUGAAUUCAUUCAGACUGAUCCUUCAUCCUCUCUGAUCCUAGUAGCAUGAUUCAUCCAGAGUCUCUUGCUGUUUUCCACUCCUGGAUUAUACCUUUGAAAAGGAGGGAUCUUAAAGAAAGAUAUACUUAUUCUUAUUGUAUGUAUGACUGUAAUAUUGUGAGACUCGUGCCAACAUGAACAUGCCAUACAAGUUAUUUAGUUGUUGGUAAUGUAACAAAAAGUUAGGUUAUACUGAAAAUGAAAAUAAAAUCAUAUCUUUCUUCACAAUUGUCGUGAAUAGCACUAAGGAUUCUGCAGGCCUGAUCCUGAAGCCUUCGGAUGGGACAAAUAGCAUAGGUGUCCUCUGGGUCCAGAUGUUGUCGGACAAGGAAGCAGUAGACGCAUACUGGCAGCACCCUGCAAGGGAAGGAAUGCCCCAGAGGGAAGGGAAAGAGUUAGGGGAUGAGACUAGGAGAGCAGAGAGGGAAAGGGUUAGGGGAUGAGACUGGGAGGGGAUUGGUUUUAGAGGGGGCCCCUUGACGUAAUCUUCUUCUGAUAGGUGAUCUUGUUUUCUAUCCAAUAUUUCUAUUUUUAUCAAGAACCAGAAGUAGCGCAAUCAUGUGGUGCAAAACUACAUAGACGCACAUUCUACUUUGUUCAUCGUUUUUAAACUACCAAAUACGCCAAGAGUGGGCACAUUGAUUCAUUCACACUCAAAUUUUGAGGACGACAACUUUUGAAUCCUAGUAUGCGUAUUCCCACCACUUCUUUCAAGGAAGGAAGUGGUGGGAAUACGCAUACUAGCCCCUUUCACGACAAAUCUUAUACCUCUUCCCUAGUACACCUAUUGUUCCCACCACUUCAACUUCUUUCAUUCUCCGGUGAGCCCGCCUUUAGAACGUUUGCUUUUUACGGAAAUUUGGACCAUUUCUGGCCAACCUGGGAAGACAUGGUGGAGCAUGUUGUCGGCUCGCAUCUCCCGCACUACCACGAAUACAUGCAGCGAACUGUCUGGGAAAAUCCUUAUGAUCAUUUGAAGAGUAAUUCUUGUAAUGUUUUUGAGUAGGCUAAUGUUCUUGAGUAGGCUACUUCCGGUAAUGAUUUGGAGAGUAAACAUUGCAAUGUUCUUGAGUGCUGAGGAAAGGGGUACGGAUAGGAGGUAAGAUGAUGUUCCAACAUUAAGAAGCCUGUCCAUCGAUCUAUUCGUCCAUCUAAGAUAAGUUUGCUUAUCUAUCGAUCUAUUCGUCCAUCUAAGAUAAGUUUGCUUAUCUAUCGAUCUAUUCGUCCAUCUAAGAUAAGUUUGCUUAUCUAUCGAUCUAUUCGUCCAUCUAAGAUAAGCUUGCUUAUCCAUCUUCGAUCUAUUCGUCCAUCUAAGAUAAGUUUGCUUAUCCACCGAUCUACUCGUCCAUCUAAGAUAAGUUUUCUUAUCCACCUUCGAUCUAUUCGUCCAUCUAAGAUAAGUUUGCUUAUCCACCGAUCUACUCGUCCAUCUAAGAUAAGUUUGCUGUCCAUCUAUAAGAUAAGUUUGCUUAUCCAUCGAUCUAUUCGUCCAUCUAAGAUAAGUUUGCUGUCCAUCUAAGAUUGAUAAGUUUGCUUAUCCAUCGAUCUAUUCGGUGAUCUCUAAAGUUCUCUCCGAAAAGGCAGAUGGUUUGUCGAGAAGAAAGUGCCAGUGUCGAACCAUCCUCCAGUCUCUUGGACGCAUAGGGCUUUGCUUACUGCGGAAACCAGCCCCAUCGAGAUCAGGGUCAAUGUCAUGUGCAGAGAGGUAGCUUUUCAUUUUUUGAGACUACAGUGGAAGUAAAGUAAAACGAAUUCGAUCUUCUUCUUUCUCUAAUGCAAUUUGUAAGGAGAUUAAGAACUCCCCCCUACGCCGGUAGCUACGCGGGAAAUAUGUAGGCAGGUUCUUCACGAAACUCGCUCGCGAUACACUGAGGCCGGCAGAGAGAUCAGCGAUACAACAACAGAGCAGCAGAAAAAGUGAGCGAGUCAAUCAUCUCGGUUCCAACAUAAAGGAAAACGAGUUCGAUCUUCUUCUUUCUCUAAUGCAAUUUGUAUGAUCCACGUUGUUGUAGUAACGAGGACCUCUCAAUACAGGUACAGGCUGUCCACAUGGCACAUAAGUACAUUGAUUCGAAUUUGUAUCUAAAGAAGUAGCACUACACCGACUUCACUUCUCAUGAUUCACUCACUACAGCCCACAGCACGUUAGAAUUCAUUUCGUUCGUGUUGACGCCGUAACUUCUUCAAUGUCCCAAUCUACAUCACGACCCUGACGUACUAAACCUAGAAAACCUGCUGAAACAUCAGAUCCUCGGUUUCUGGAUUUCCAUAGAAGGCAACGAAUUUGACAACUGUGUGCAUAAAAAGGGUGAUUUCAACGUCGUGAAUCCCGAAAUUUGGACCGUGCUUGCGAGAAAUUGGGGAGGAUUUGAUAAGAAUCCCAGAAAUUAUGCUACACUCAUUUCUUUCUCUUUGAUGGUUGUACCAAGAAUUAUAUUACUGGAAGAAUCUGCUUCUGCACAAGUUGUGUACCAGAACGAUCUUCAACGCCGUCCAAACUACUACAAGAAGUCCAUUAUACUUUCACUUCCAGUACAAGAACUUCUUCCAUAGUACAACGAACCGUCCAAACUACUACUUUGCUCUAAUCUUCACAGUUCGAGAAGCUAUUUGAAGACGUGGCUAACCUCUACAUGGAGGUACAUCCAGUGGAACUGGGGAAUAUUCCUAUGAUGCGAUUCGAUUUCUUUGCCCAUCCACAAGACGAAAAAGGGCUGUGGCAUACGUACAAUGAUUAUGAACGGCGGAUAUUAUUUUUAGUAGAGAAGGACUGAGGUUGGAUAUAUAUUCGAAAACUCAAAAUAAGCGAGCUACUGACUGAAAUAAGAGAGUCUUGACUACGUUCCUCUUCUUUCAGUAUCUCCCUUAUUUUCAAAAAUAGUUACUCGGUUAUUUUAUUUCAGUUUUUCGAAUAUAUCAAUAUUAAUUACGAAUACGACCUAGUUAUGUACUCUCAAUAAUUUAGAUUAUGUGCAAGACUGUGACCGCCCUAAACGGCGUCGAAGCGUAUGUCUCUAAUCCCAAGGAAUCUAUGGUAUAGCUGCGCAUCUUCUUCGACCGUACGAAAGUCGGGUCCAGGCAUGGAUGGAUGAAAAGAAUGGCCACAAUCGCGGAACGUUAUUGGUAUUAAAAAGAUGACGUCUUUGUUUGGUAGUCAUAGUCUAUACUAAACCCAAGUGAAAAAGGAAAGAGAAAGUCCAUUAAGUACAACUCGUAGUCGGAGGUGAAGAUAAUGAUGGUUCUCGUCAUGAUCUUCAUUUGCUUUGGAUGUCACAACUACAUGUCAAAAUAACCUCGUUGAUUCAGGGACAGAAGCGACCGCAGGCGGAAGGGCAAAGCGCCCAAGGCAAAAAUGCGGAAGCGGUGGCUGACACCGAGCGGCUGACAUCAUUUAUGACCUCCAAGUAUGGUUUACCGAUUGAGCACGACCGCUAGUACUAUCUGUUCGCCUUAGUAAGCACUUGUGAUGCUUGGAAACUAAAACUAUCCGCAACAAGUUUAUUUUUGUUUCGUGUUAUUUUUCUCUCAAAUUUUCCGGCCUAGAGCAAGCACCUGAAGUGCCUUGCAGACCGGCCACCUAGUAUUCUCUGCUAAGUCUCAUUCGCCUUAGUAAGCACUUGAUGCUUGGAAACUAUCCGCAACAAGUUGCGUAAUCAUUUUUCCCCUAGGGGCCCCCUAGGCUGUCUUUCCUCUCUAACUCCUUUCCCCUGAAGCACUUCGGGAACAAACUGGAUGUCUCGCCUCUUGAGUGGCAACAGGCUCAGAAGGAAGCAGAGACCGCAAAAAAUCGCGAAGUGGUGCUCGAUGAGGAAGCAAGGGUGUCCUAUAUCGAUUUAUGGACAUUAUUGAUAAGGAUACAGUGAGUCACUCCUCACCAUGGGGACAGUCCUCAAGGUGGGUCAUUUUCCUCACCAGUUGUAAGAAACUACUCGACUCGCUUACCAGUUGUAAGAAACUACUCAACUCGCUUACCAAUUGUAAGAAACUACGUACUCAACUCAACAUUUGUCUCAAGAAUGCUGUGAGGCAUUGUAAUACAUACAUGAUAUUAGAUGUACUACAUCUUCAUCUAUGAUGGCAUUACUUUCUGCGAACCUCGAUUCAGAUGUACACCUUCAUCUAGUAAAUCGCAUUGCUUUCUCCCUCUCCGAACCUUAUUCUAAGUACUUCUAUUAUCUAUUUCCUUAUUCUAAGUACUUCUAUUAUCUAUUUUCUAAGAUUCGAUUUCGCUUCCGCUGAGGAGAUGGCAGCCAUGAGGGGUGUAGCGAUGCCGCAGUUGGAUCCUGGAAGGAGCGGAAAGAAAACAGGCAAAGUAGCGGAGAUCGAUUUUGACGCGCAUCCUCUUCUAAGACAGGUCGAACUACGAAAGCACGCCUUGAUAGGACUCGACAAUCAUAUGCCAGGUCCUCUAAUGCUUUCUUUCAUCUCUUUCAUCUUGUAGCUUUUUGAAGUGGAUUGAUGUAGGCCUCGACAAAAAUCAAAUAUGCCAAAUUUAGCGCUAGACUUUUGUAGCUUGAACUGGAAGUGGUAAAAAUUAAAAGUGCUGGAUUGAUGCUUUCCUGGAUGACACUCACACUCACUCCUUCAGUAGAUUGACCGUUACACCUAGUAACGGAUACACUCCUUCCAAGAAGUUGCAUGCUAAAUAGAACGUUACACCUAGUAACGGAUACACUCCUUCCAAGAAGUUGCAAAUUCAAAAUUUGAAAUAUUGUCCACCAGGCACGACUCGCGUCAGAAGAUAUGGUCCUGGCGAUGGUCAUCCUGUGCACACGGAUUGGUGGGAUAGCUUCGUAAAUCCUGCUCGACCUUCAAACCUGAUCGCAACCUUGCAUCUGUUCAUGAUUAUGAUGAGCGGUUGCUGAGCGUUGGUUCUUUGACAUCAUUUGUUGCGAAGUUCCCGAAAUUUAUUUGUGAGUUACUAGCUGUAGUUACUUUGCACGACAAAUGUGGGGCAUCUAGAAGUACAUGUUGUAAGCUAAAUCGUGUAUUUGUAGUUUAUCUGUAGUCCUCGACCGAACUACAGAUUAAGACUUCUGAUUUCUCCUCUUCUAACCUGAGCGACGUAGCGGUUGGCGGUGGAACGGACUUCCCUCAUAUCCAGUUAUGACACGUGACAACUGGUCUUGUUCUUAGACAGCGUUCUUGUGGCUGAUUUUCGUUUCCAUUUCGCAGUUGUUCGUAGGCGUUUACUUUACUGUGACCACCAUAUAAUUAUAAUUACUAAAGAACUUGGUUACCAGUAGUACCAGACUCACAUCAGAGGACUUGAAUGCUUCCAUCUCUUCUAACGGCUCGAGAGGUUUCCCCCAAAGCAGGAAGGCUCGCCAUAUGGUGGUCUUGUGACCGAGAUGGGCAGAUUCUGCAGAGGAGUGAACAUGAGGGCAAGCCAGUCGUUGAGGGCAUCAAGUGGACCUCCACCACAUUCAUCUACAACUACAUGGACCGUUGUAUUCCUUAUGAUGGAACCAUGUACUAUUCCCUAGUAUGCACAGUCACACAAUUGUUAAGUAGAACUCGUCCCUUUCACCCCUGGAAUGGGUACAUUCAUUCAUUCAUUCGUCUAAUCCGGAGAGGUCGACCAAAACGAUGCUGUUGUGGCUAUUCCGCCAAAAUCCAACGUGGGCAAGGAACUAAGAAACAAAUUGCAGAACAAAGUAGAAGGACCCAAGGCGCGCAGCGAAGAUGCCGAUGCGGUAGUUCUAAAGACUGCAGCGGACGCGAAGGCUGCUCCUGCAGCAAAUACAAAUGCCUCUGAGGAGGUAGAACAAGAGGCUGAGCAGGCUGGUCCGGGUGACGAGGCUCUGGAUGCAAGGGGUGCAGAGACUGGGAAUGAGCAGGAUGAAGAUGAACUCUAGUAGAGCACUCUAUUUGUACUUUUUUUUCUCAUCUAUCUAACUAUCAUUUUUAUCCGGUAUAGAGUAGCUGCUGUAGCAGCAGCUCCUAAAACAUCAUAAUCAUAACACUAUCUUCGCCUCUACUCGUUUUUGAUAGACACCAUCCUGAUUCUCAUCGAUAAGAAAGAAAACACUACUGAUGUAGGAGAUAGAGAUUCCUGUUGAAAGGACCCCUUCGAAGAAGUGAAUGCAAAAAGAAGAAGAAUUCUCAUCCUCCUCACUCUACCACGAAGAUAAGAAUAUGCCCAGACCAGAUUUGAAGAUUGCAACGUUUUUGAAGUACACAAAAGAAAUGGUUUUGGAAAAUAGUUUUGCACAUCAUUUUGACUAUUUAGUGAUCGUGACGACGGGGAGUUUUUAUUUCCUCGUGCGGGA
Molecule: messenger RNA, 8474 nt
Organism: Amoebophrya sp. A25
Lineage: Eukaryota; Dinophyceae; Syndiniales; Amoebophryaceae
Source: the annotation of a GenBank genome assembly